GUUGUUGUCGCUGUUCUUCUUCGUGGCAGGAGGAGUCUGUUGCUUAGUGCCACGUUGAUGGAGACCAGUGGGGACGUGGAAAUCUGUCUCACCGGGACCCGGUAGCCUCUCCUCUUCUUCUCCUUCUCCUUCUCCUGUUUCCACAGCCGGUAAUCCUCACAGAGAAGACCCGGACGGAGGAAGACCUGCUCGGGUUGGAGGCUCCGUCAGUCAGUUUGUCCCCGCGUUCAUGUGAAGCAGACAGACAGAGGAAGGAUGAAACUCAAAGAGAUCAAACGCACGGCCAUCCAGAGCUGGAGUCCUGCACAGCACCACCCAAUCUACCUGGCAACAGGAACGUCAGCCCAGCAGCUCGAUGCCUCCUUCAGCACCAACGCCUCGCUGGAGUUUUUCGAGCUGGACUUGACUGAACCGUCUCUGGACAUGAAGUCAUGCGGCAGCUUCUCCUCCGCUCACAGAUACCACAAACUGGUCUGGGGUCCGUAUGGCAUGGACGACGAGAGUCGCCCGUCCGGCGUUCUCAUCGCGGGAGGCGAGAACGGCAACGUCAUCCUGUACGACCCCGCGAAGAUCAUGGCGGGAGAGAGCGACGUGAUCAUCGCAGAGAGCGACAGGCACUCGGGUCCAGUGAGGGCUCUGGACGUCAACCCGUUUCAGACGAACCUGGUUGCAUCAGGCGGGAACGAGUCUGAGAUCUACAUCUGGGACAUGAAUAACUUCAGCUCUCCCAUGACACCUGGACCUAAAACUCAGCCUCAGGAGGACAUCAGCUGCGUGUCGUGGAACAGACAGGUCCAACACAUCCUCGCCUCCGCCAGCCCGAGCGGCCGAGCCUCGGUGUGGGAUCUCCGCAAGAAUGACCUCAUUAUUAAAGUCAGCGACCACAGCAACCGAAUGCAUUGUUCUGGGCUCGCCUGGAACCCGGAGGUGGCCACUCAGCUGGUCUUGGCCUCCGAGGACGACCGGAUGCCGGUCAUCCAGAUGUGGGAUCUACGUUUCGCUACCUCUCCUCUCAAGAUUUUUGAGAAUCAUACACGCGGCGUUCUGGCCAUCGCCUGGAGUUUGGCUGAUCCCGAGCUGCUGCUGAGCUGUGGGAAGGACAGCAGGAUCCUGUGCUGGAAUCCAAACACAGGAGAGGUUCUGUACGAGCUGCCCACCAGCAGCCAGUGGUGCUUCGACAUCCAGUGGUGCCCCAGGAACCCCGCGGUGCUGUCGGCCGCCGGCUUCGACGGACACAUCGACAUCUACUCCAUCAUGGGGGGCAGCAACCAGGCGCAGAGCCAGAGACACGCUGACCAGAUCAGUAACUCGUUCGGGAACAUGGAUCCUUUCGGGACGGGACAAAGUUUACCUCCGCUGCAGCUGCCGCAGACCGCCGCUCCUUCGACCACGGUCACCCCCCUGAAGAAGCCGCCGAAGUGGAUCCGCAGACCCGUCGGAGCCUCGUUCGCUUUUGGUGGGAAGCUGGUGUCCUUGGAGAACGCGAAGCCGAACCCUCAGCAGCCUCAGCAGCCCACCGCACACGUUGUACAUAUCAGUCAGGUUGUUACGGAAACGGCCUUUUUGAAGCGCUCCGAUCAGCUGCAGGCGACGCUGAGCUCGGGCAGCUUCGUGGACUUCUGCCAGGAGAAGAUCGACGCGGCUGAGAACGAGUUUGAGAAGACUCUGUGGUCUUUCCUCAAGGCUAAUUUCGAAAGCGAUAUCCGCAGCAAGUACCUUGAACUUCUGGGGUACAACAAAGAGGAGCUCGCCUUAAAGAUUUCAGCAGCACUCGAGGAAAAACCAGCCGAGCCUCCACAGGUGGAGGUUCCCGCUCCAGCCGCCCCGCAGCCUUUACCGGACCUCAGCCUGGUGCCGCCUGCUGACACUCCCGAGGCAGCGUUCGACAUGAUCGCUGCAGCAAACCUUCAGCCAGAAGCCACACUCGAACUCGACUCCACUCCUGACCAAGAGGCCGAAGAGCCGCCGGCAGCAGAAGAAGAGCCGGAGGACGCUCCAACCGGCGAACCGGAAGAAGACCCGGACCUGGUUCUGACAGAUGAGGAAGCAGAGGGGGAGGAGAUCCCACUGGAGGAGGAGACAGCAGCACCAGUGGAGGAGGAGGAGGAGGAGGAGGAGGAGCCCAGUCCUGCUGAGACCUCGGCUCCAGUUGAGGAGCCCAUCGAUGCUCCCGGUCUGACUCCAGCUCCGGCUCCAGCUCCGGCUCCGACCCCCACAGGAGUCAGUCUGAGCAUCAGUCAAGACGUGGACGGGCUGAUCACGCAGGCGCUGCUGACCGGAGACUUCGAAGGAGCCGUGGAGCUCUGUCUCCGUGACAACCGCAUGGCAGACAGCAUCAUCCUGGCGAUCGCGGGAGGGGCCGAGCUGCUGGAGAAAACCCAGAAGAAGUAUUUCACAAAAACACACAGCAAGAUAACCAAGCUGAUCAGCGCCGUGGUGAUGAAAGACUGGCACGACAUCCUGAAGACGUGUGACCUGCAGAACUGGAAGGAGGCUCUGGCUGCCGUCAUGACCUACGCUCAGCCCGAGGAGUUCUCCUCCCUCUGUGAUCUUCUCGGAGCCAGGCUGGAGGCAGCAGACGACCCCCGACUGCAAGCUCAGGCCUGUCUGUGCUACAUCUGUGCUGGAAACGUGGAGAAACUCGUAGCCUGCUGGACCAGAGCGCAGGACGGACACUGUCCACUGUCUCUGCAGGACCUGGUGGAGAAGGUGGUGGUGUUGCGGCGUGCGGUGGAGCAGACCCAGCGCUCCGGCCCGGCUGCUAUCGGCAUCCUGCUGGCCGAGAAGAUGAGUCAGUACGCCAACCUGCUCGCCUCCCAGGGCAGUCUGUCCACCGCCAUCACCUACCUGCCCGACAACACCAACCAGGUUGCCGUACAGCAGCUUCGCGAUCGUCUCAGUCGGGCUCUCGGCCAGCAGGCGGCGGCUCCUGCAGCUCCGGCACAAACCCACAGAGCUCACCCUCAUCAGCUGCCGACUGCUCCGACUCAGGCCGUGCCCCGCCACCCGUUCCCCCCGAUGCAGCCCGCCAUGGUGCCUCAGCCCCCUGCAGCAGCUCCAGUACCCAUGGCUACACCUUCUGCCCCCGCCCAACCACAGCCGCAGUAUUACCAGCCAGUGAGGGCUGCCUCCACUGUCACCUCCUGGAGUAACCAAACUCCCACAGCCCUCCCCAAUGUCCCUCCUCCUCCUCUUCAAGUAGGCAGCGCCUCCGAGCAGCAGGUGGAGCCUCCAAACCCGAUGUACUGCAUGCUGCCCUCCGGCUCCGCUGCUGCACCUCCACCCUCCUCCACUCCUGCAUACAUGUUCUCCCACCAGUACCAGCCCUACCCCCAGGUCAGCCAGUACCCACCUGGAGCUGGCGGGGUGUCUAUCUAUCAGCCUCUUCAGUACUCCUCUGCUGGUCCUCCUGCAGAGCCUCCUGGCUUCCUCUCUCAGUACACACAGCCCAUCUCCUCUCCGGUCUAUCCCGGACAACCUCCCAUCAGCCAGUGCCUGUCCUCCUCUCCUCCCUCCCAUCCUCAUUUCUUUCCGACCUCCUCCUCCUCUGCCUCCUCGGCCUCCUCCUCCUUUUCUGCUCCUCCGUCCUCCGGAGCGUCUUUCCAGCAUGGCGGUCCGGGAUCUCCGGUGUCGUACAUGCCGCCUCCUCCUCCACUGUGCGGAGUCUCAGGUACACAGCUUGACCCCGACCCCGGGCUGAUCCCCGCCUCUCAGAGAACAGGACCUCAGAACGGCUGGAACGACCCUCCGGCCCUGAGCAGAGCUACGAAGAAGAAGCCGACUCGAGAGAACUACACCCCUCCCGCCCCCAUCACUGCUCCCAUCAUGGCUCCACUGGGUGUCGACCCUCAGGCUCAGCCGGUGUCUUCCGGGGCUCCUCAAGCCAUGAUCCAGGGCCCACACGGAGCCCAGGUCCCCUACUCAGGCAUGCAGCAGCACCAACAGCAGCAGCAGCAGCAGUUCUCCGCUCCACCCAUGAACCCCGCGAUGCCCAAGACCAGUAUGGAGGGCGCACCGGGAGCACCGACUGGAGAUGUUAUCCAGCCUCUUCAGUCCAUCCCGGCUGAGAAGAUCACGAAGAAGCCGAUCCCCGACGAGCACCUCGUCCUGAAGACCACGUUUGAGGGUCUGAUCCAGAAGUGUUUGGCUGUUGCCACCGACCCGCAAACGAAGAGGAAGCUCGACGAAGCCAACAAACGUCUGGAGGCGCUUUACGACAAACUGAGAGAGCAGACGCUCUCUCCCGCCAUCAUCGGAGGCCUCCACAACAUCGCCCGGAGUAUAGAGUCCAGGUCCUACACGGAGGGCCUCAACAUCCACACCCACAUAGUCAGCAACAGCAACUUCAGCGAGACGUCGGCGUUCAUGCCCGUCCUCAAAGUCGUGCUGACGCAGGCAAACAAACUCGGAGUCUGAUCGGGGGACUGUGGAGGGUACCGACCGGUCCGACGGGGUCGAGCUUCACAGGGAGAAAUGAUUUGAGAUGUACGAAAAUCACGUUUUAUUUCUUCUACGUGCCAUUUCAUGUUUUCUGACGCAACUCAAACACAAGCCAUGCUUAACGGUCGCACUCAGUGGUGAGAGGCGGAUUCAUUCCACGUAAUCUACCGAGGUCAGCGCCGCGUUUGGUCGUUUUAUUUUCAGGAACGGGUUUAAAAAAAAACAAAAUUUUUAUUUACGUUUUUAAAGAACGAACAUUUUUAUUAAAAACCCCCAAAAAACAGGUCAAACCAGCCGUCGCUUUAAUUUUUGAGGUGCGUUUAUGUGCGUUGUAAAGGUACGGGAGCCUGGAGCGGCCAAAAAGGACAAAUAAAACAACAAUAAUGAUAAUUUGAUUUGGAGAAAUGCUCGUCUGCUGAUACAGUUGCGAUAUCCGGGGUGCCGAUUCAAUCUUAAUUGUGAUUAUUUACUUUUUUAACACUAAAAACUGUUUUACUUUAACAGCAUUGUCAAUAUUCUGCAUAUACAUCUACAUACAUGUAUACACGCAGUAUAUGUGUGGCCCUCUCCUCUCCUUUGACUUGUGACCCUUUGAGGUUGCCGUAGCGCGUCACUGUCUGAGCGUCAAAGGAAACACGAGCACGUGUUGUUUUUAUUGUGACUAAGCGUUACUUUCUAUAUAGGAAUCAAGAAAAGGGAUUAAAACUGUAAAUAAAGAUUCAAAAAUUAUAAAUAAAAUGAAUCAUGUUUCACCUACAUUAUGCGACACGUGAUGUUUUAAUGAAGUCUUGUUAAUUGUGAAGUUCUAAUUUGAUAAAAUUGUGAAGAGAAUCAUCUCAAAUCGUCCUUCGUGUCCUCACGAUGACACGAUGACACCGACCAGGUGACAUUUGGAGCUGACUUACCUUUUUAAUUUUCACACACGACGGCUCACCUGCAGCGAGAUUUCUGUUUCUUUUAGGUUCCUUAGACAGUUUAUCUCUGGCUGAAUCCAUGACCAACGACCACCUCGCUCUAAAAAAUAAAAUCUUCCUCGCACAUUUUUGAUUUUUGCAAAAUAAAACUCAAACAUCUGCUUGUUUUUUUGUUUUUUUGGCUUCUGAACGACCAAACGAUGCUCUGACCCAACAACGAGCUACACUAAACAUUUGGUUUGAAUUUAAUUUAACACGUAUCGAAUCUCCAAACUGGGAAUCAAAAUUUAAAGAAGGGAAAGUUUCAGCACGUUAAAUCAGCAGAAGAUUCGGGGAAUUUUAAUAAUGGCAUUAAUAAGGGCAUUUUUAACUACGUUUGUUGAAAUGAUCAAAAAAUAAACUUAAUAAAUAAAUUAGGUUUUGACAGCAGCAUGCUUUGCCAGCAAUCAUUUAAGAAAUAUCACUAAUCUUUAACGUCUUUCUGCGCUACAACAGACACGUUGUCGUCCAUAAAUAUGUAGAAUUUUCUCCUAAAAGUAAAAAUCUGGCUUCAUCUUGACGUAGAAAUGCAUCGUCGCCUGCAUGAAGACGAAGUUUUAAAACCUUCCUGCUUUCACCACUGGUGUCACUACGUACAACACAUUGGACCAAGACGUUGUCGGUGUGCGGGAUCUGUCGAUGCAAAGCAAUGCAAUCCCAUGUUGUUGUUGUUUUUAUUGUUGUUUUUAAAUGUUUCAGUUCAUUUUAUUUGUUUCGUUCUUUGUUCUUCAGUGUAAUCACGAGGCUCAGCAGAGUGCAAUGGACUUUAAAUAAAAAAAGAGAGAGAGACUGUGCUUUUAUGAAAUUUUAAAGUAUGCAUGCUUAAAACAAAACAAAAACGCUCUAUGUCUUCUUCUUUAACGGCAUUCGAGGUUAAUUACCUGCUAAUUAAUCAGACCUCAGAAGGAAACUGGAGGGAGACUUGUACUUGAUUUUCAUUCCAACUAUGAUGAGGGCUGUCGUCUGAGCGGUCGACCUCAGUUUAUGUUGUUAAUAAAAGGAAAACAAGUCUUUGUUUUAGAUUGACUACAUGCAAUAUUUUCAAUAAAUAGUAUUUAUUUACAAUA
Molecule: messenger RNA, 6460 nt
Organism: Larimichthys crocea (large yellow croaker)
Lineage: Eukaryota; Metazoa; Chordata; Actinopteri; Sciaenidae
Gene: sec31a
Product: SEC31 homolog A, COPII coat complex component
Exons: 28
Coding region: 256-4416 (1386 amino acids)
Biological process (GO): endoplasmic reticulum to Golgi vesicle-mediated transport; COPII-coated vesicle cargo loading; endoplasmic reticulum organization
Cellular component (GO): COPII vesicle coat; endoplasmic reticulum exit site
Molecular function (GO): structural molecule activity; protein binding
Source: RefSeq, a predicted model, not a curated record